Messenger RNA from Megalops cyprinoides (Indo-Pacific tarpon), 3213 nucleotides. It is a transcript of the gene ift80, whose product is annotated as intraflagellar transport 80 homolog (Chlamydomonas). The transcript has 20 exons. Gene Ontology annotation, cellular component: intraciliary transport particle B; centrosome; cilium. Gene Ontology annotation, molecular function: protein binding. The record is from RefSeq and is a predicted model, not a curated record. NCBI's taxonomy places the organism in Eukaryota, Metazoa, Chordata, Actinopteri, Elopiformes, Megalopidae. Bases 334 to 2667 code for a protein of 777 amino acids. Gene Ontology annotation, biological process: cilium assembly.
GCAGUUAAGUUAACGUUAGCUAUGUUUUUCAAACGUAUUUAAGCGAUUUCGAAACAUUUCCGAUUCCCAUUUAUUCCAUGUACCUAGCUAUAUAUGCGUGUUAUUAAGCCAUUGAUGCUUGAUUAUCAUAGGUACCGUUACUAUGUACUGGUGUUUGGCGAAUUGUGAAUGACGACCUAACUAAGCAAACUUUGAGAUUAACGUUAAUUACCUUAGUUAAUAAACUAACCUACAAUACUCUAGCUAGGUACAUAGCAACGAGAUGCUUCAUACCGACCUAAGAUGGCAAGGGUAUGAGACUUCGAGGACUGGAUUCUGAAGAAUUUUGCAACCAUGAGAUUAAAAACAUCUCUCCUGAAGGAGCCUAAACAUAAAGAGCUGGUGAGCUGUGUGGGUUGGACCACAGCCGACGAGCUAUACUCCUGCAGUGAUGACCACCAGAUCUUCAGGUGGAAUCUGCUGACCAGUGAGACCACGCUGGCCAUUAAGCUGCAAGAGGACAUUUACCCCAUCGAUCUGCACUGGUUCCCCAAAGUGGUGGGGGGGAAGAAGCAGGCACUGGCUGAGAUCUUCGUGCUCACCAGCACUGACGGUAAGUUCCACCUCAUCUCAAAGACGGGCCGGAUUGAGAAGAGCGUGGAGGCCCACCGCGGUGCCGUCCUGGCUGGGCGCUGGAACUAUGACGGGACAGCUCUCAUUACAGCUGGUGAGGAUGGACAGAUUAAGAUCUGGUCAAAGAGCGGCAUGUUAAGGUCCACGUUGGCCCAACAAGCAUCCCCGGUGUACUCUGUGGCAUGGGGACCUGAUUCCGACAGGAUCCUUUACACAUCGGGCAAACAGCUCAUGAUCAAACCCCUGCAGCCCAGCGCCAAAGUCCUGCAGUGGAAGGCCCACGAAGGGGUCAUUCUUAAGGUGGACUGGAACUCUGUCAACGACCUGAUACUGUCAGGUGGAGAGGACUGCAAAUACAAGGUGUGGGACAGCUAUGGCCGUCUCCUGUAUGCGUCCUCCUCGCACGACUACCCCAUCACCUCUGUGGCCUGGGCUCCCGACGGGGAGGUGUUCGCCGUGGGCUCCUUCAACACCCUGCGCCUGUGUGACAAGACUGGGUGGUCCUACGCCCUUGAGAAGCCCAACACGGGCAGCGUCUUCAGCCUGGCGUGGUCGGCGGACGGGACGCAGCUGGCCGGCGCCUGCGGGAACGGACACGUCAUCUUUGCGCACGUGGUGGAGCAGCGCUGGGAGUGGAAGAGCUUUGAGAUCACGCUGACCAAGAGGAGGACCAUGCAGGUGCGGAAUGUCAUGAACGAUGCAGUGGACGCUCUGGAGUUCCGAGAUCGUGUCAUCAAGGCCUCGCUGUCACAUGGUCAUCUGGUAGUCACCACCUCCCUGCAGUGCUACGUCUACAGCGCAAAGAAUUGGAACACGCCACUGAUUUUCGACCUUAAAGAAGGUUCGGUGAGCUUGAUCCUGCAGGCAGAGAGACACUUCCUGUUGGUGGACGGUGCAGGUAUAUAUGUGUACUCCUAUGAAGGACGGCUCGUGUCCACCCCCAAGUUUCCUGGGAUGCGGACGGACAUCUUGAACACACAGACUGUCUCUCUCAGCAAUGACACUAUAGCGAUCCGGGAUAAAACUGAUGAGAAAGUCAUUUUCCUGUUUGAAGCCCUCACUGGGAAAGCCCUUGGUGAUGGCAAGCCCUUGACUCACAAGAUGGAGGUGGUGGAGAUCGCCCUGGACCAGUGUGGGAUGGCGGCUGACAGGAAGAUCGCUUUGAUUGACAAGAACCGCGACCUCUACCUGACCUCCGUUCGACGCUUUGGCCGCGACCACAAAAUCAACAAGAUAGGCACCAUGGUGCACACGAUGGCCUGGAACGACUCUGCCAACAUCUUGUGUGGGAUCCAGGAUGUCCAGUUCACUGUGUGGUACUACCCCAAUGCUGUCUUUGUGGACCGGGACCUGCUGCCCAAAACCCUGUUUAUGAAGGACGCCAGUGAAUUCAGCCGCACGCCUCACAUCCUGAACUACGUGGGCACCCAGGUGACGGUGCGUCGAGCAGACGGGUCGCUGGUAUACAGCAGCGUCUCGCCCUACCCCGCCCUCCUGCACGAAUACACAGCCUCCGCCCGCUGGGACGACGCCCUGCGCCUCUGCCGAUUCGCCAAGGAUCAGACGCUCUGGGCUUGCCUGGCUGCCAUGGCGAUCGCCAGCAGAGAGCUGACCACGGCAGAGGUUGCCUAUGCGGCCAUUGGAGAGGUGGAUAAGGUGCAGUACAUCAACUCUAUUAAGGACCUCCCAUCCAAGGAGUCGUCUCUCGCGCACAUCCUGCUCUUCAGUGGCCAAGUGCAGGAGGCGGAGUCCACACUACUACAGGCCGGACUCAUAUACCAAGCCAUUCAAAUCAAUAUUAACCUCUACAACUGGGACAGGGCUUUGGAGCUGGCAGUGAAACAUAAGACCCAUGUGGACACUGUGCUAGCUCACAGGCAGAAGUUCCUGCAGGACUUCGGCAAGAAAGAGACCAACAAAAGGUUCCUGCAGUACUCCGAAGGGGUGGAGGUGGAUUGGGAGAAGAUACAGGCCAAGAUUGAGAUGGAGCUGGCCAAGGAGCGGGAGCGGGCAGCCACCUCGUCUGUCAGGAGCAGCGUGGCGUCUCGGCGGUAAAGCGCACCCUUUUCCCAUUCCACACAGCAGAUCCUGGAGCUCCCAUCUUCACCUGCACAUGUCAGCCAGGACUCCCGCGCAGGGACUCCCUCUCUCACCAUGGGGUCCAUGUAUGGGAGUCCCAUACACUCAUAUCCGUGUGAGUUCCAGCUAUGAGGGCAUCUGUAUGGGGCUGUCCCAUACAAGGCUCACAGCACGGCUUUCAAAAUGGAGGUAUACAGCGCUUGACGGUUUUCCCUCCUGGUUACUGAAUUUAACAUCAAUAACAGUAAAAUACAGGAUAUUCACAACAUGCUUGUGUAAUUGCAUGUAGGAACUUUCCAACAACCUCUGAAUCCACAAAGAUAUGAAAUGCAGCUAAAUGAAAAUCUGAAUUAAAUUGCAGGGGAAUCAGUGGUCAGGAAAACAUGCUUACCCUUACAGCUCGUGACAUGGUUUGAGACUAUAUUUAUUCUAGUCUGUUUUGUAGUUCUUUCAGUUUGUGCAUAGUGUUCUUCUGUCUGAUAUUUAUGUUAACCAGGUACAUACAUUUAUUAAUAUUUCUGG